Boleophthalmus pectinirostris (great blue-spotted mudskipper) is the source of this 823-nucleotide messenger RNA. RefSeq names its product M protein, serotype 2.1-like. Bases 80 to 823 code for a protein of 247 amino acids. Lineage: Eukaryota; Metazoa; Chordata; Actinopteri; Gobiiformes; Gobiidae. The transcript has 2 exons. The record is from RefSeq and is a predicted model, not a curated record.
GUGUACUGCUACUAGAGCUACUACUGCACGUUUACACUAGAGCUUUUCUGUCUCUCUACUGCAUAUUUAAACAGAAAAGAUGUCUUUGAAGACUGAGAACCAGGAACUGCACGAGAGGAUCCGAAACUUAGAAAAUCAGAACCAGGAACAGCUCAAGAGGAUCCAAAGCUUAGAACAUGAGAACCAAGAUCUGAGAGAGAGGAUGGAAAAGUCCUCGGAUAGGAACCAGCAUCUGCAGGAGACGAUCCAAAUCUUAUCGGGCAGGAUCAAGUGCCACUUAGAAGAACAGCUCAAGGAACAGGAGGAGCUCCGCUCGCACCACAAGUUGCUGGAGGAAACUCUGAUGAGGUGCGACGAAAGAGUUGACGUCUGCCCUCACCUGCGAGAACUGAAGGAGGAACGUCGAAAACAUGCAAAUUUGAAGGAGGAGCUGGAAGAGUUGAGGACAGUAGUCGAUGACACAGGCUCUCGUGAAAUGUUUAUAAAAUCUUAUAAGAAGAACAUGUCCGCAGAUCUGAAAAGAGUGGAGAACAGGUUAUCGGAGGAGCGUAAAGAGACAGAGAGACAACGACAGAGGAACAAAGAACUGUCGGAGGAGAUGGAGAUUCUCUAUGAUGAACUUCAAAAGAUCGAACAGGAGAACACAGGUCUGCAAGGGCAAAUCCAGCAGAUGCGUGAAGAGCUGCAGAAAGCCCACGCCGAGCUGGAGAGCUCCACGAAGACGUUAGCAGAGGAGCAGAGGAGAAAGCAACUUCUCACACCACUGGAGGAAAAAUACGAACUCCACGACGAAGAAGAAGAAGACGAGGACAAGAGCAAAUAA